Messenger RNA from Dermatophagoides pteronyssinus (European house dust mite), 2705 nucleotides. RefSeq names its product 85/88 kDa calcium-independent phospholipase A2-like. The record is from RefSeq and is a predicted model, not a curated record. Gene Ontology annotation, biological process: lipid metabolic process; positive regulation of ceramide biosynthetic process. Gene Ontology annotation, cellular component: mitochondrion. Gene Ontology annotation, molecular function: protein binding; long-chain fatty acyl-CoA hydrolase activity. NCBI's taxonomy places the organism in Eukaryota, Metazoa, Arthropoda, Arachnida, Sarcoptiformes, Pyroglyphidae.
UGACGAUAAUGUCAAAUGUUUUGAACAAUAUUAAAAACGGUAUUGGUAGCUAUUUAUCACCUUUAUCACAACAAUCAUCAUCAGUACAGCCAACCAGAAUGACAACUUCAAAUUUAAACAAUAAUAAUAAUAAUAAAGAUUCGAGAAUUAAUAAAUAUUCAAGUAUUUCUUACAGAGAAAUCGAAGUAAUUGAUUCGGAUAAUCAUGAACAAUUGAUGCAAAAAAAUCGAUUAUUAUUGAAAAAUAAUCAAUAUGUGUGGCUUUAUGAACAUCAAUCGCCAUCAAUGAACAAUAGUUAUGAAAUUAUUUAUAGAAUAAAUAAUCAGUCAUUUCUAGUAUUUCAUAGUAUGAUAAAGAAUGAUUCAAUUGAAUAUUUUGAACAUCUAAGCUCAGUAUUGAAUAAUCUAUCUGAAUAUAUAACAAAAUCAACAAAAGUUGAAACAUUCAAAAAUCUUAAAACAAUAAUGGAUAUUCUAUGCAUCAAUCCGAAUUGGAAUUCGACACAUAUAGCUGCCCGGCUUGGAUUCAUACAAUUUUUCAACAAUAAAAGAGAUAUCGCUGUGGCGGAAAUUAAUUCACAAAUAAAACCAGAUGAAAUGACACCUUUACAUUUGGCAAUUAUCCAUAAUCAUAAGGCUAUAAUCGAAAUUAUGUUGCUCGAUUUAUACCCAAAUCUAAAUCUAUUGGAUUCCAAACAAUAUUCAAUAUUACAUUAUGCUGCACUUUCUCAACUCGAUAUAUUUCGUCUGAUUCUUAGCCAAUCAAACAUGUUGGAUAGAAUUUUAUGGCAAAAUCAUCAAGGAUCGACAGCAUUGCAUUUGGCUUGUUUUGCACGUAAUUAUUCGAUUGUCUUUGAAUUUUUAAAAUUUGGACUAACAGUUCAAAUGUUAACAUUAAAUCCACCAAAAAAUCGAUUAAAAACACGAAAGAACAAACAGAACAUCAAACAUAGGGGUAAAAUCGUUCGAUUCACUGAUCAAGAUCUUGGUGAUAUUGAUUGUCAGGAUAUUGAAAUGGUUGGCAGUCCGUUACAUUGGGUAAAACAUAGGCGAUUAAUGGAAAAAUUGAUCAAUGUUUAUAAAUUUGAAUUAAAUAUUCGAAAUCUUAAUGGUGAAACACCUUUACACGUUAUGGUCAAACGUAAUCGAAUUCGAUGUGUGAUCACACUAUUAUGUUCGGGAGCAAAAGUUGAUGCAAAAAAUAAAUUUGGUAAUACUCCAUUACAUCGAGCAAUCAAAGCGGAUGAAAUAACAUUGUCACAGGCAUUGAUUGUAUUUGAUGCCAAUAUUAAUGCUAUUAAUAAUCGAAAAGAAUCGAUAAGACAUUUGGCUGCUUUGGCCAGUUCACGAGAGCAGACAUUUUUUUCACAGCACAUUCUUUAUCUAGUAUCAUCAUUGGGUGCACAAAGAUGUCCAGAAAAUAUGAUAAAUUGUAAUUCAGGCUGUAGUCAUGAUGGAAAUUUUGAAGGACGUUGGAAUUUCGCUCUAACUGAACUAACUAAUCAUUAUGAAACAAUUUUUAAUAAUUUAAAAAAUUCCAACUUGUUUGAUGAAGUAAUGGAAAAGGAUGAUGAGGGAAAAAUUGAUGAAAAAUGUGUUAAUAUGUUGUGUCUAGAUGGCGGUGGUAUUCGUGGUUUAAUAAUAGUGCAAGUUAUGCUUGAAUUUCAAAAACGCCUUGAACGGCCAUUCCUUGAUUAUUUUCAAUGGAUUAUUGGCACAAGCACUGGUUCAUUGGUUGCUGCUUAUUUGGUCAGUGGAAAAUCAUUGAAAGAAAUUCGUAAUAUUUAUUUUCAAUUCAAGGACAAAGUAUUUGUUGGUGAUCGUCCUUAUGAUGCAGGAGCAUUAGAAUGUUUAAUCAAAGAAUUUUUGGGUCCCGAUCUUACAAUGAGAGAUUUGAAAACCAAAUUUGGAAAAAAUGUCAUCAUACCAGCUGUCCUUUAUGAUCGAGUACCAAUGAAAUUGCAUUUAUUUCGUAGUUAUCCCUCACAUUUGGAACUAUUAAAGAAGCUUGAUUAUGAUCAAGGAUUUGCUCGACAUCCUAACCAAGAUCAAUUAGUGUGGAAAGCAUGCCGUGCUUCAGGUGCUGCUCCAACAUAUUUCAAUUCAUUCGGGCCAUUUAUCGAUGGUGGAAUAAUUUCCAACAAUCCUACUAUCGAUGCACUGACCGAAUUUGAAUUCAAUAAUAAUGCCUUGAAUCAUAUUGGGCGUCAUGAGGAAUGUGAAAAACUUCGUUUUGUAUUGUCAUUAGGCACGGGUCGUCAACAAACCGAGCCUUGUAAACCGAUUGACAUUUCCAAAAUUUCAUUGAAUCUAAUGGAAUUGAAUACUCAGAUUCGCUAUAUUUAUCAAAUGACCAAUCUUCUUUUAUAUGAACUUUGUAAUACUGAUAAUCAUAUUGUAAAAAGGGCGGAAGCUUUUUGUUCAGCAGCCAAUAUACUUUACUUUCGCAUCAAUCCACAAUUCAACAAAUUAAUCGAAUUGGAUGAAACAUUGGAUUUCAAGAUUAUUAAUCUACUUUGGGAAACUAAACGAUUUAUGUAUCUAAAACGUGACGAAGUAGAAAAAUUAGUGAAAUAUUUAGAAAAAUUUGCCAAAUUUCCAAAAAAAGAUCAUCGACAAAACGAAACCGAAAACAAAUCAAUUGUUAAUCCCAAAAAAAAAAAAUAUGCUAUAACUAAAUUUUGUCCAAAAUUAAAUUUCAAUUAG